AUGAUCUCCUUCUUCAACUUGAGGUGGUGUCUUUUAUUUCUCGCGUUGGCGCCACAGCUUUUUGUGCGAGCUCGCCUCGUGGGACACCGCGCCACCACCGAGGCAUCCACCAAGACCGCCGCCAAUGCCGUCGACACAAGUUCAUCGUGCCGUGCUGCUUCCGAACAAGAUGCAGAACUGUUGUUGUCCAAGGAAUUCAUGAUUCACAAAGUCCAUGUGGCGACGCACUUGUCCGACAUUGUCAACCGCGAGGAGUACGGUCGCAUUGAAGACAUGAUUGACGAACAACGAAAAGUCUUUGAACGAUUCGAUGGAUUUCAUGACUACAACGAUCAAUCGCUAGUGGCCAAGACCAAGGAUACGCAAACCUGCUUUGUAACGUUUCAAUCCACCGACCCUGGCAAUGGCGUCGUGGCAUUCUUGAUGGAUCAAUGGCAAAAUGUGAAUCCGUUCAAGGUUCGAAUUGGUACUAGUGACUGCUAUGCUCGAAAAGGAUACGUUAAUGCAUACAAUGCGUCUUCUUACAAGGACGAACAAAGGAAAAGCAUUGACGCCUGUGUGGCGUCUUGUGGCGACACACCAUGCCCACUGGUCUUGAGCGGGUUCUCUCAAGGUGGCUCUGCGGCCGUCGUUGCCGCCGCGGAUCUCGCACACUACAAUCCCGAAGUCAUCACGUUUGGAGCUGCUCGGGUCAUUGUCGACCGCGACAAUGCACCUUGUACCGAAUCCAUCAAUCCUGCCAAUCACUAUCGUUUCGUCACCGCGGAUACGGCAACCGGUUAUGAUGCGAUCCCCAACCAAAUCAAUGUUUGGAAUGAACGGCACGUGGGACACUUUUUCUUGUUGGAUGCAGAUGGCGACAAUCUGCCUCUCAACAUGCCUUCCAUGGAUGACAAUGUGUCGAGACGACCGAGAACGUUGGAUAUGCACGAUUUCGUCUUGUACCGAGAACGAAUUGAAGCCCUCCUUGAGUCUGAUUGCUUUCCCCUUGCCGUUGCCAAAUGGUCCGUUGGACACUACUGUCGUUACGACGAUGAAUGCUCCUCGGAGUCUUGUGUUGAGUUUGCUUGCGCGUAG
Messenger RNA from Seminavis robusta, 1077 nucleotides. Lineage: Eukaryota; Bacillariophyta; Bacillariophyceae; Naviculales; Naviculaceae. The record is from the annotation of a GenBank genome assembly.